Molecule: messenger RNA, 327 nt
Organism: Staurois parvus
Lineage: Eukaryota; Metazoa; Chordata; Amphibia; Anura; Ranidae
Source: the annotation of a GenBank genome assembly
AAGAGCCGAAGAUGUCGGCUCGGUCAUGUGAUCAGCUGUGUCCAAUCACAGCUGAUCUCAUGGGAUAUGUACACUGAUCAUCAGGGCCCUGAUGAUCUGUGUAGCCCCAGCAGUGCCACCUGUCAGUGUCCUUCAGUGCCAGCUGUCAGUGCUCAUCCAUGCCACCUGCCAGUGCCACAUCAAUGCCACAUAUCAGUGCCACCUAUCAGUGCUGCCAGUUAGUGCCACCUAUCAGUGCUGCCAGUUAGUGCCACCUAUCAGUGCUGCCAGUUAGUGCACCACCUAUCAGUGCUGCCAGUCAGUGCCGCCUAUCAGUGUGCAUCAGUG